GACCAGUCCGGGCGGGCGCAGUUAGGGCAGCUCGGUGUUGCCGGGGAGGGUCGAACCCGGAGUAGGGUCGGAGCUCGGAACCGGGACUGAGAGGGCGAGCGCGGGGCUCGGACGGGUGGACCGGCGUCAGGAUGUUCAGCUGGAUGGGACGGCAGGCAGGCGGGCGCGAGCGCGCGGGCGGCGCGGACGCCGUGCAGACGGUGACGGGCGGCCUGCGCUCGCUCUACCUGCGCAAGGUGCUGCCGCUGGAGGAGGCGUACCGCUUCCACGAGUUCCACUCGCCCGCGCUGGAGGACGCCGACUUUGAGAACAAGCCUAUGAUCCUGCUGGUGGGCCAGUACAGCACCGGCAAGACCACCUUCAUCAGAUACUUAUUGGAACAAGAUUUCCCAGGCAUGAGGAUUGGUCCAGAGCCCACCACUGACUCCUUCAUCGCCGUGAUGUAUGGGGAGACCGAGGGCAGCACUCCAGGGAACGCUUUAGUCGUGGACCCCAAAAAGCCAUUCCGAAAGCUUAGUCGCUUUGGAAAUGCUUUCCUCAAUCGAUUCAUGUGCUCCCAGCUGCCCAAUCAGGUCCUGAAGAGCAUCAGCAUCAUCGACAGCCCUGGCAUCUUGUCUGGGGAGAAGCAGCGCAUCAGCCGAGGGUAUGACUUCUGCCAGGUCCUGCAGUGGUUCGCAGAGCGGGUGGACAGGAUCAUCCUGCUCUUUGAUGCACACAAACUGGACAUCUCAGAUGAGUUCUCGGAGGCCAUCAAGGCCUUCCGGGGCCAGGACGACAAGAUCCGCGUAGUGCUGAACAAGGCCGACCAAGUGGACACACAACAGCUGAUGCGCGUCUAUGGGGCCCUCAUGUGGUCCCUGGGCAAGGUCAUCAACACGCCCGAGGUGCUGCGAGUCUAUAUUGGCUCCUUCUGGGCGCAGCCCCUGCAGAACACUGACAACCGCCGGCUCUUCGAGGCCGAGGCCCAGGACCUGUUCAGAGACAUCCAGAGCCUUCCGCAGAAGGCGGCGGUGCGCAAACUCAAUGACCUCAUCAAGCGAGCCAGGUUGGCCAAGGUACAUGCCUACAUCAUCAGCUAUCUGAAGAAGGAGAUGCCGAGUGUAUUUGGAAAGGAAAACAAGAAAAGAGAGCUGAUCAGCAGGUUGCCAGAGAUCUACAUUCAGCUGCAGCGAGAAUACCAGAUUUCUGCAGGGGACUUCCCCGAAGUCAAGGCAAUGCAGGAACAGCUUGAGAACUACGACUUCACCAAAUUCCACUCGCUGAAGCCCAAGCUGAUUGAGGCUGUGGACAACAUGCUGAGCAGCAAGAUCUCGUCCCUGAUGAGCCUCAUCAGCCAGGAGGAGAUGAGCAUGCCCACGCAGCUCGUGCAGGGCGGCGCUUUCGACGGCACGGCCGAGGGCCCCUUCAACCAGGGCUAUGGGGAGGGUGCCAAAGAGGGCGCCGACGAGGAGGAGUGGGUUGUGGCCAAAGACAAGCCUGUCUAUGACGAGCUCUUCUACACCCUGUCCCCUGUCAACGGCAAGAUAUCAGGCGUCAAUGCCAAGAAGGAGAUGGUGACCUCCAAGCUGCCCAACAGCGUCCUGGGCAAGAUCUGGAAGCUGGCCGACUGUGACUGCGACGGCAUGCUGGACGAGGAGGAGUUUGCACUGGCCAAGCACCUCAUCAAGAUCAAGCUCGACGGCUACGAGCUGCCCAACAGCCUGCCCCCCCACCUCGUGCCCCCCUCCCACAGGAAGUCCUUGCAGAAGGCUGAUUGAGAGGCGGGCCGCACAGAGGGCAGGUGGUGCGGGGGGGCCUGGGCCAGAGACCCACGCUGCCACUGACUCACUGAGUGACCCUGGGCAAGGCUCUGCCCUCUUGGUGUCUCUGCUUCCCCAUCUGUAGAAUGAGGGAGGGAAGUCACUGGACACAAGAUGAAGUCCUUUCACCUCUACAAUUCGCAAAGUUUCUAUUAAAAUACUGAGGGGAGAGGAUGGAUACAGAGAGUAAAGGGUUGAGAAGAAAGGGAAAUUGUCCAAGGAGUACUCAGAAGCCUGGAGAAGCCCAGAUGUGGAAUCCAGGAGCCACGGGGAGUAAGCUAGGGGCUCUGCUGGGCUUCCCUAGACUCUUCAUCCUUUGGAACCUGGCUGUCCCUCAGAGGGCACUGGGUGGGAGGGCCUGCAAAGACAAGCUUAUUUUGUUUAUUUUGUUUCCUGCUGUAUUUAGAGUAGAAAAAACAAAAAAAAACAAAAAAACAGCAGAAGGGGUUUCUGUUCUCCCCAAACUGUCUACCAAAGAAAAGAUUGCUGCCCCAGCUUUGAGAGGACACGCCACAUCCACAUGUCCCCAUCUUUUCUGCAGCCCUGCAGAAUAGUUGGGCAGGCCACAGAGAAGUCUAUCCCGGUGCCCGCUGGCUGGUCCUCCCAGAGCCCCUCCAGCCCUGGGGACUUCCCAGCAGAGUUGCAUUUGGUUAGGAAUUUGGAACUCAAAGCCUUAAUUAACCCGCGCAAGAUUUCUAGUAUUCAUUUCUAGUCACAUUGAAAUUUGAAGAUUAGCUUUACUGGUCUAUGCAGUCAUUUGUAGCAAAGUCUAUCAUACCUCAACUAGAGUAAGAAAAGAGGUGGUUCUCCCCAGUCCUCAGUUACUGUGGUUACAUGUCCCCAGGGCUCCUUGGUCAAUGGCCAGACUUAAAUUCAGCAAAAACACAGCUUGGUGUUUGCAGGGUCCUGGCCCUGUGAACACCAGGGGAUGAGGGGCCAGCCUGCACUGGCUGUCAGGUGGAAGAGGUCAGUCUACUAGGGUUAGACACUAUUUUCAUUUAAAAGGGGGGGGGCAUUCUUUAUUAUGUCCAUUUUUUUUUAAUAUCAUUUCUGUAUAGAGGACAAAGAAAGGCCUUUAUACAGAAACAAGAUGGAAUCUUCGAAAGGCUAUGUGGUUCACACCAGGAGCUAGGUUUGGGCACUUAACCUGUAUGUACGCUCCUGAGCAUCCUCUCCCCAGGUGCCCCAUGUAAACCUCUCUGGACCACUUGCUCAAAUACCUGUGUCCACUGGAACCCAACCUCCCAAUAUGUGGGCUCCCGCUGGGGGACACAGGGGCCUUUCACCAUUAUUUAUGAAGUGAGAGAGAUCUGAAAGAGUGAGGCUGUGCGUGGCCUGGGGUCUUGCCAGCACCAAAAAGUAAAUGAAAUCUGGACAGUUCCACCUCAGUCUUCCGAAAUCCAAUUUUUUUUCUUCUGGUGUCACCUGUGACAUCAGAGCCAGAAGUGCAGGUUUAAGAAAAGGUUCAUUUUAGAGGAGCAUUUAUCUGGAUGCCAGCCCUCACACUCCCUAGCUUUCUAAAUCGUUGUAAGCAAAGUCAAUACUUUAACCUGGUUUUCAAUCUUAAUGAGCACUUUUUAAUUAAUUAGACACGUAGGAAAGAGACAUUUAUAAUUCUAGUUCUGUAAUCUGAGCAGAUGGUUCUGUGAAGGCACAAGGACCACCAAGACGCGUUAGUGCCAUGGACGCGCUGAAGGGCAAGGUGGAGAAAGGGGCGUUCAUUUGUUCAAAGGUUGAGAUGCCAGGUUAGCAGACUUCCAUUCAGAACAAUCUAGCUUCUUUCUCAGUUGUCAUAUAUAAAGAUAAAUAUAUGCACAUGUUGCAUGUGUAUGUAUUUUUGACACUCGUUGAUGUGUGUCUUGAUAUAGCCAAGUCCCUAGGAACACAGAGGAAUAUGUUUUAGAGGAGCAGCAGAUGAGGUUUCUGGUUCUUCGUGGAUGGAAAUGCCUCCUAGCAUUGUGAGUGCCCUCAGAUGAGAGAGCAUCCAGCAGCUGAAUGCUUCCCCUGCUGAGAAAAAAAGGAAGAAAAAGGAAAUCACAUGUCCUGCUUUCUUACUAUCUUAAAACACGAAGUCAUCCAUCAUGAAAAAGUGGAUUGGAAAGAAAAACACUGGAAAACCUUAGGGAUGGUGGCCAAACGAGCACCCAUGUUUUCCCAGGACUGGCAUAGAGUUCCUUGAGUCUGUGUCCCAAACACCUGUCACCCCCUGGCCCCACACAGCAGGGCCAGGAGCCUGGGGCCCUCAGGAUCUGGGCGCCUUGCCCAACCGUGUUGCCUUCCUACACCGCCCCCUCCCCAGAGUGCUCAGAGAUGUGGGGGGUGGGAGUACGUAAACUCCAGAACUCUGAAACUGUCUCCAUGCUCUCUGUGCUUCCACAGAAGGAACCAAAGCAUCUGGAAUCUGUUUUCUGUGCAGCACGUGGUAUCACAGAACACAAACCUCUGCCAUCUUGAAUUUUGGACAAAGUGGACAUUCAAGUCAUGAGCCUAUCUGCACAGAAGCAUUGCACUGAGACCUGCCCAGCCCCCCAGCUCUGCGGCCUCACACAGAAGUCCAACCUGCUGGGCAUCUUAUGUGGAUUCUUUCCUCACCACGUGCUUAGAUGGCCCGGGGCAGGGCCGCUCCUCCUUGGAGACGGCCAUGCAAUCCAGCUGGCUUUCAUUUUUCCAGGGCUGGACCAGGUUCUCUGGGACUCUUGCCAUCAGGCACCAAUAAUGCCUGGAUUGGGACCUGUGGCUCUUCCCUCAGAGUGCUGGACCUUCAGGGGUUGGAUAUUUAUUCUGUAUCGUGGGAUUGGAGUCCAGAUGCAUGGGAAGAGAAGCCAAAUGCUCCUGCUCUCCCUCACUCCUCGCCCCCAUUAUCAGCAGAGCCCUCAUCCCAACACCCUGGCCACAGCCUCUCCUGUGUCUGCUGGGUCUCAGGACCACCCCGUGCCACACUGGGCAUGUCUUGUACCCAGAUGGAGUACAGGUGGAUGGAGUCCACCACUUAGGGUGGGGUUUAUCCACCAGAGUCAUGGCCUGCCAGCCUCCACCAGAACCUUUCCACUUUGCAGCUGCACUUCUUCCUGGUGACCAGAGUGAUGCCUUGGAGAUAAGAAAGGCCUUUAACAGAGGCUCUGUUUACUCCCUCCAUGGGAUGUGGCGGAAGAAAAACAUUCUUAGGACAGAUAACUCACCGAGUGCCCACAGACUCAAGUGAAGAGUAUACCAGACGAUUAGCCGAUGCAAUUAAUACACAAUGCUUCUAUUUUUUUGUAAUCUUGUUCAGAAGUGUCAGAUAAAAAAGGACACAGCCUACUAUCAAUAAACUUCUGCAAAAAAAAAAAUUCA
Messenger RNA from Phacochoerus africanus (Common warthog), 5132 nucleotides. RefSeq names its product EH domain containing 4 (gene EHD4). Lineage: Eukaryota; Metazoa; Chordata; Mammalia; Artiodactyla; Suidae. Gene Ontology annotation, molecular function: calcium ion binding; GTP binding; protein binding. The coding region runs from base 132 to 1757 and encodes 541 amino acids. The transcript has 6 exons. Gene Ontology annotation, biological process: endocytosis; endosomal transport. Gene Ontology annotation, cellular component: cytoplasm; plasma membrane. The record is from RefSeq and is a predicted model, not a curated record.